Molecule: messenger RNA, 2483 nt
Organism: Abrus precatorius (Indian licorice)
Lineage: Eukaryota; Viridiplantae; Streptophyta; Magnoliopsida; Fabales; Fabaceae
Product: TBC1 domain family member 2B
Exons: 7
Coding region: 871-1932 (353 amino acids)
Source: RefSeq, a predicted model, not a curated record
UAGUGAUGAGCCUAAUAAAACAUCAUGAACAUCCAUCUCCUCAACGUUCUAAUUUAUUUUAUUUUAUAAAUCUAUGGAAAGGUGAAAUUUAAACUGGUACCCAAAAACAUAACCAGAGGAGGGGCACAGCGUGUGUAGAUAUUGAAGCAGAGAGAAAGGCACCCACCAGCUCAGAUCAGCACCACCUGUUUCUUCGUUCUGUUUUUACACUCUUUCUUGGCAAAAUCUCCCUAAAUUUCAGGGUUUUAUUUUUGUCCCUCUUAUUCUUCUCUCUCUUUAUGGUCCAUUCUUUUGUUAGAGCACUUUGAUUACCCAUUUCAGGACUUUAGUUUUCUCAUCAUUCCCUUCUGUAUAUUACAUUGAUCUUAAAGGAUCUAUUUUUCUUUAUUUUUUUCCUUUUCUUUCUUUUUUGUGAUUUUCUUUCCCACUUUUGUUUUCGUGGGUCUCCUCUCUGUACCUGAAUAUUCAACCCUUUUUUUUUUUUUUUUGUCGCAGUUCAUAUUUAUUUAUUGUUUUAUAUUGACUCAUGGAAGAUAUUUGAGCUGAAUACAUUUAAGUUUCAAUCUUCCUGAUGAAGAUGAUGCAGUAGGGGUCUUUCACCGCUUCCCGAAAUGUAAAGUUUUGUUUUUUGGUUAUAAAUUUGUGAAUCUCAUAAAUUCUUGUAGCACCCAAUUUGUUUUUGACAAUUUUGCAGCCUCUCCUUACCUAAUCUCAAGGAACCAGGUCCUCAAAAUGGACCCUUUCACGGUUUCAAACUAGUGGGUUAUGUUCUCGUUUGACAAGGUCCUUCCUUUUUCCAAUUCAAAAGACAAUCUAGUCUCAAUACUCAAACCCCUUCGUGCCCAUUUUUCUUGAUCUGUCACAAGAAAAAUGUAUGGAACCAAAAGCAAAAUAGACCUUGCCUUUGAAUACCAGUCUCAAGUAGCAGUUUUGCGGCCAAGCAUCCAUUCCAGGAGAGCAAAUCUGACAGUGAAAUUCCAAGACCUUUAUGGGUUCACAGUGGAAGGGAAUGUGGAUGAUGUGAAUGUGUUGAAUGAGGUAAGGGAGAAGGUGAGGCAACAGGGUAGAGUUUGGUGGGCAUUGGAGGCCAGCAAAGGGGCAAAUUGGUAUUUACACACUACCAUAGGACAAGGCAGUGCCCUAACAUCGUCCUUGAAAUUCUCAGCACUGGCUAAUGCUAUCACUUUGAAGAAGUUAAUCAGGAAGGGGAUACCCCCAGUUCUUAGGCCUAAGGUUUGGUUUUCUUUGUCAGGGGCAGCUAAGAAAAAGUCCACUGUGCCUGAGAGUUAUUAUGAUGAUUUGACAAAAGCAGUGGAGGGGAAGAUCACUCCUGCUACCCGGCAGAUAGAUCACGACCUACCACGAACCUUCCCUGGUCACCCGUGGUUGGACACUCCAGAGGGGCAUGCAGCUCUUAGGCGUGUUCUUGUUGCAUAUUCUUUCCGUGAUUCUGAUGUUGGGUAUUGUCAGGGAUUAAAUUAUGUGGCAGCAUUAUUGUUGCUUGUCAUGAAGACAGAAGAAGAUGCAUUUUGGAUGCUUGCUGUUUUGUUGGAAAAUGUCCUAGUUAAUGACUGUUACACUAACAACUUAUCAGGAUGCCAUGUUGAACAAAGAGUGUUUAAAGAUUUACUUGCUAAAAAGUGCCCGAGGAUUGCGAGUCAUUUGGAAGCUUUGGAAUUUGAUGUUUCCCUUGUUACUACUGAGUGGUUCCUAUGCCUUUUUUCAAAAAGCCUGCCUUCUGAGACAACUCUUCGUGUGUGGGAUGUUAUCUUCUAUGAGGGCGCUAAGGUUAUAUUCAACGUGGCCUUGGCAAUCUUUAAGAUGAAGGAAGACGAGUUAAUUCUAACCCAUCAUGUUGGCGAAGUAAUUAAUGUUCUGCAGAUGACCACUCAUCACCUUUUUGAUCCUGAUGAUUUGCUGACAUUAAUAUAGCAGUUUUACUUCCUGCUAUCACAAGAGCAAGCCUAUCUCACACAAGUUUCUCAAUUCUCAUUAAAGGGUGGAUAGUUUGGUUGGGGUUGGGGAAGAAAAAAUCUUAAUUUUUGCUUUUUCAAUUACGGUGAAGCGAGUUGGAGCUUUCCUUAACUGUUCUUGUGUUUGCAGGUGGCAUUUGAUAAGAUAGGUUCCAUGACAACCAAUACCAUAUCAAAGCAAAGGAAGAAGCAGGAACCUGAAGUGAUGAAAGAGCUUGAUCAGAGGAUCAGACGGCUAAAUUCCCUUAGAAUGGAUGACAAAUAGCAUUUGCUUUUGUCUUUUGUUUUUUGGGUACAUUGCUCUCUCUAAGUUAAUGUGAAAUGUUCUACUACUCUCUGCUGCCUCGAGCAGAAUGCUGAAUCUAUGCUUUUUUUUUUGUUUAAUUCUUCUCGGGGCAUCACACAAGCCCUGUUGAUUUUCAGGAUGUUUGUAGGUGAUAAGUGUAAAUCUGAAUAUGAACAUAUCAUAAACUAUUAAUUAAUGUUAUAUUAUGCAUCAAUCACUAAUUU